Molecule: messenger RNA, 678 nt
Organism: Diaporthe citri
Lineage: Eukaryota; Fungi; Ascomycota; Sordariomycetes; Diaporthales; Diaporthaceae
Exons: 1
Coding region: 1-678 (225 amino acids)
Source: RefSeq, a predicted model, not a curated record
AUGGCGCAAAACGACCCCAACUGGCGCCCCAAGGCCAUCGUCUUCGACCUCCUCACAGCACUCCUCGACUCGUGGAGCCUCUGGGACGCCUCGACCCCGUCAAAGACGCCCGAGGAGGGCCGCCGCUGGCGCAAGCAGUACCUCGAGCUGACCUUUGGCGCCGGCGCCUACGGCGCGUCGCCGUCGGCCGCGUACGAGAGCCUCGUGGAGCAGUCGGCCCGCGACGCCGGGGUCCCGGACCCGGCGCCGGCCGCCCUCCUCCGGGACUGGGGGAACCUGCAGGCGUGGCCCGAGGUCGCGCGGGUGCUGGGGGGGCUGCGGGGGGAGGGGUACAGGCUGGGAGUGGUGACGAACUGCUCGGCGGAGCUGGGGCGUGCCGCCGUGCGGAGGGCGGAGGGGUGUGUGGGCGGCGGGUUCGAGUUUGAUGCUGCUGUCACGGCGGAGGAGAGUGGGUUUUAUAAGCCCGUCAGGGCGGCGUACGAGGCUGUCCUUCCCAAGCUUGGUGUCACUGCGGAUGAGGUCCUUUUUGUUGCGGGUAGUGCCGGGGAUGUUCAAGGUGCUACGGACGCUGGGAUGAGGGUUGUCUGGCAUAAUCGGGUUGGAUUGGCUAGGAAGGGUGAUGCGAUUGCGGUGAGGGAGGGCAAGACGUUGGAUGAAGCUCUGCGUGGGUUUUUGUAA